UUAAAUAAUACAUAAAUAUCUGAAAACGGUUUCCUUGACUCUUAUCAAUGUAUGGUUUAAAAAGUAGGUUAUUAGUUAUAGUCACUCUUGACUCUUGAGUCUCCACAGGGAAAGAACUGGACUAAAAGGUUUCCUACACUCAAUUUUGAAGCUUGCACACCUCAAUUGGAAUUUGGAACCUAAAGGCUUGGUCUCUUAUUAGGUAGUUUGUGGUCUCUUCACUCUUAACUCGAGUCUUCACCAAAACACAGCACAAAUAAUGGGUUUGUUUUGUUUGUGGUGUAAUACAAGGCCAAGGGAAACAAAACAACCUUCAACCACCAUACAAGAACUUUGUCAUCAAUUUUCUUUUGCUGAGAUACAAUCAGCAACAUGUAACUUCAAUGAGUCUUUGGUAAUUGGACAAGAUGGAAUUGGCACUUUUUACAAAGGUUUUAUAGAGACAAGUUCUACCCAUGUUGCCAUCAAACACUGCAACAAGGAUUCUCUUGAUCUCGGGUUUAAGCAUGAGGCUGUUUUGCUUUGUCAGCUUCACCAUCCCAAUCUGAUUCCUCUAGUUGGAUUUUGCAUCGAAAGGAACGAGCUCAUUCUUGUGUAUGAGUACAUGUCCAAUGGCUCCCUUUAUGAUCACAUUCAUGGUAGAAACUUUAAUCCACUUUCAUGGAAGAGGAGGCUUCAAAUUUGCAUUGGGGUGGCGCGUUCACUGCACUAUCUUCAUACAGGAGCCAAAUAUGUUAUCAUUCAUCGUGAUGUUAAGACAAGUAACAUUCUUUUGGAUAGUAGUAUGGAGCCUAAAGUUUCUGGUUUAACAUUUUCCAAAAGGGGACCUCUUAGUAUCUCAAAGACAUUGACAAGGGUGGAGUCCAGGGUGCUGGGAACAUGGGGAUAUGCUGAUCCAGAAUAUGUGGCAACUGGUUUUUUGACCGAAAAAUCAGAUACAUAUUCAUUUGGAAUAGUUUUGUUAGAAGUUUUGAGUGCAAAGCUGGCACUAGACAUUCACAAGGAACACUUGGAAAACUGCAAUCAAUCACUCAAGUCAUAUGCAGAGGAAAUCGUUGAUCCUUUUCUUAAGUCAAAGAUUGCUCCAGAUUGUUUGAAAACAUUUUUUGACAUCACUGAGAGAUGUUUGCUCAAAGAGGGAAGGGAGAGGCCAGACAUGGGGGAAGUGGAACUCCAACUUGAACAUGCACUAAAAUCUCAAGAGGAAGCUGAUGCCAAGAUUUGAUAACUAAAGUUUUCUGAUGAUAGAAUAUGAUCUAAUAAUAACUAGGAUUUAUUUCAUGUUGGGUUUCAAAUGUACUGAAUAUGUAAUACUAGUUUGUAAUUUGAUUGCAAUUUGUAAUUCAAUUCAUACUAAGUUUAUAAAUC
This is a messenger RNA of Arachis ipaensis, 1368 nucleotides long. The record is from RefSeq and is a predicted model, not a curated record. Lineage: Eukaryota; Viridiplantae; Streptophyta; Magnoliopsida; Fabales; Fabaceae.